This is a messenger RNA of Quercus lobata, 750 nucleotides long. RefSeq names its product pentatricopeptide repeat-containing protein At2g27610-like. Gene Ontology annotation, biological process: RNA modification. Gene Ontology annotation, molecular function: protein binding; RNA binding. Lineage: Eukaryota; Viridiplantae; Streptophyta; Magnoliopsida; Fagales; Fagaceae. The transcript has 3 exons. The coding region runs from base 1 to 750 and encodes 249 amino acids. The record is from RefSeq and is a predicted model, not a curated record.
AUGGUAGGUAAGGCAUUAUCUCAUGAUUUUGGAGCUUUGGCAGAUGAUGGGAUGGUUAAAGGUGCUAGAGUUGCGUUUGAUAGUAUGGAGAAGAGGGAUGAGGUUUCGUGGAACAGUAUGGUUGCAGGCUAUGUUACAAAUGGACUUGACUUGGAAGCUUUUGAAAUGUUUUAUCAAAUGCGACUUGCAGGUGUAAUGCUUACACAGAUGAUAUUUGCUACCAUGAUUAAACUAUGUGCUAACCUUAAAGAAUUAGGUUUUGCUAGACAGCUUCAUUGUCAGAAUGUUGUGUCAUGGACGGCCAUGAUCAGUGGGUACUUACAGAAUGGUGGAACAAGGCAGGCAGUGAAUUUAUUUUGCCAAAUGAACAGGGAAAGUGUUAGACCGAACCAUUUCACUUAUUCUACCAUCCUUACGGCUGAUCAUCCUGCCAUUUCUACUUUCCAACUACAUGCACAAGUCAUUAAAACUAAUUAUGAGAAAUCAUCUUCAGUAGGAACUGCACUUUUAGAUGCUUAUGUUAAGAUGGGCUGCAUUGAUGAAGCUGCAAAAGUAUUUGAAUUGAUUGACGAGAAGGACAUUGUGGCAUGGUCAGCAAUGGUAGCUGGAUAUGCUCAAAGAGAAGACGCAGAGGGAGCUGUUAAAUUUAUCUCUGGUUGGCAAAAGAGGGUGUCAAACCAAAUGAGUUUACCUUCUGUAGUAUCGUUUAUGCCAUAUUUUUUUACGCCAUAUGUUUUUACACGUUUAUGA